UACCAAGUCAAAGUCAAUGUUGUCUCUUAUCCUUAUAUACAUCUUCCAACACAACUCAUUUUAUCAAUAAAAGCAUAGUCUUCCAUUGUUCUAUGUACAUACGUUCACCUCAGGAGUUAGUUCUUCUCUCCUUAAUAUUCUCAAGAAAAUGCCGAUUGGUGAGGUUAUUGUAGGGGCUGCUCUUGGAAUUACUCUGCAAGUGCUUCAUGAAGCUAUCAUAAAAGCACAAGAUAGAUCUUCAACCACAAAAUGUAUCUUGGUCCGCCUCGAUGCUACAAUCUCCAGGAUCACUCCGUUGGUGGCUCAUGUCGAUAAGAUCAGCAAAAGAGUAGAAGGUUCUCAGAGGAAAGUCAUUGAAGAACUCAAGCGUCUUCUUGAAAAGGCUGUUCCUCUUGUUGAGGCUUAUGCAGAACUCAGACGCAGAAACCUACACAAGAAGCAUAGGUACAAGAGUAGUAUCAAAGAGUUAGAAGCUUCAUUAAGAUGGAUGGUAGAUGUGGAUGUUCAAGUCAAUCAAUGGCUAGAUAUCAAAGAACUUGUGGCCAAGAUGUCUGAAAUGAACACAAAACUCGACAAGAUCACGUGCCAACCAACUGAUGGUAGUUGUUUCAAGAGCAAUGAUAGCACAUCACCAGUGCUAUCACAAAGUAGUAAUCUCAAAGCAACAGACGGAUCUUCAGAGGAAGAUGAAGAAGAAAGCCCAAGUAGUGGAUCCGAACCAAGGAUCGAUAUCCACCUGCGAUGGAGUUCAAGAAAAGGAAGAAAAGCUCGUGAGAUCCGAUUCAUGGCCAAGUGAUGGCUUAAGCAACAAGUAAAAUGAAUGCUCAUUUGUGAAAUAUGAUUAUCUUUUUUUUUUUUUUUUUGUGGUUGUGUGGAAUGGAAAUGGAAUCAUGUACACAAAUAAAAAUGUAGUUUACCAAAAAAAUGUGUAGAAAAGUAGAAUUCUUUUUUUUUCUCAAAUC
Messenger RNA from Brassica oleracea var. oleracea, 962 nucleotides. RefSeq names its product RPW8-like protein 3. Gene Ontology annotation, biological process: defense response to fungus. The coding region runs from base 149 to 796 and encodes 215 amino acids. The transcript is spliced from 2 exons. The record is from RefSeq and is a predicted model, not a curated record. NCBI's taxonomy places the organism in Eukaryota, Viridiplantae, Streptophyta, Magnoliopsida, Brassicales, Brassicaceae.